Podarcis lilfordi (Lilford's wall lizard) is the source of this 211-nucleotide messenger RNA. The record is from the annotation of a GenBank genome assembly. NCBI's taxonomy places the organism in Eukaryota, Metazoa, Chordata, Lepidosauria, Squamata, Lacertidae.
GAUACAGCCCCAGACUUUGGAAGUGGAAAACCCGAAUAUCUGGGUGGAAUUGGAGGAUGGGGAGAGGAGCGGCUUGCAGAGGAAGGACCGUCCAAAGGGCAUCAUCACCAUACAACAACAACAACAACAACAACAACAACAACAACAACAAAAACCCCACCGGGGCAUCUCAGAUGUCAAGCCCCGCAAACUGGCGGCAGCCGACAGAUAA